ACAGCAGAAGGCGAGUUCGUAAUACUCGACAACAACUGCGAAGUCACUUCUCAGCGUCCACCGACGUUGUAAUAUUAAACAAUGUCCUCCUUAAGCGCUAUUAAGAUACCGAGCCGCCUUCCGUUGCUCCUGACCCACGAAGAAGUGCUCCUGCCGGGUUCCACCGUCCGUUUCAACGUGGACUCUCCUCGGAACAUGCACUUGAUCAAGCACCGCCUGCUGAAAGGGACUUCACUGAAGAGCACCAUAAUUGGUGUGAUCCCCAACACCAGAGACCCCCAGAAGGAAGCAGAAGACCUCCCCCCUCUGCACAAAAUUGGUACAGCUGGGAUCGCCGUGCAGGUCGUGGGCAGUAAUUGGCCAAAGCCCCACUAUACCCUCCUCAUCACGGGGUUGUGCCGGUUUAGCGUGUCAAGCCUGCUGACAGAACGACCCUUUGUGCUGGCAGAGGUGGAACAGUUGGAUAAACUGGAACAUUACACAACCUUGGCAGGGACAGUCAUAUCAGAAGAUGGAGAGUUGCAAGAGUUGUCCCAGCAAUUCUACCAGGCUGCGCUACAGUUGUUAGGUAUGUUGGACGUAUCUGUUCCAGUAGUGGCCAAAUUCAGGCGUCUGUUGGACAGCCUUCCAAAGGAAACUCUCCCGGAUGUUGUUGCAUCGAUGAUCCGCUCCUCAAACAAGGAGAAAUUGCAGGUCCUGGAUGCCGUUAGCUUGGAAGAGCGCUUUAAGAAAACACUGCCUAUGCUGACCAGACAAAUAGAAGGGCUCAAACUUCUGCAGAAAACUAGGAAAAUGAUGCCGAACCAGGAAAAGAAGGUGUUAACUGUGCGCAAAGGCGGGCCGUUUUCGGGCCGACAAUUUAAGCUAAACGAGGAGGAUGAGGACGAGGAUGAGGAUGACACAGCCUCCUUGGAGAGGAAGGUUCAUGGGGCCAACAUGCCUGAAGCAGCUCUUAGAGUUUGUUUAAAGGAGCUUAAGAGAUUGGUGAAGAUGCCACAGUCCAUGCCCGAGUACGCCGUUGUGAGAAACUACUUGGACUUAAUGGUCGAGCUUCCAUGGAGCAAAAGCACCAAAGAUUGCUUGGAUAUCCGAGCUGCCCGGACUUUACUGGACAAUGAUCAUUAUGCGAUGGACAAGCUGAAGAGACGCGUGUUGGAGUAUCUGGCUGUUCGGCAGCUCAAAGCCUCACUGAAGGGCCCCAUCCUUUGCUUUGUGGGACCACCAGGAGUUGGUAAAACCAGUGUGGGGCGCUCCAUCGCUAGGACUCUUGGUAGAGAGUUCCACCGCAUUGCUCUGGGCGGUGUUUGUGACCAAUCGGACAUCCGAGGACACAGACGUACAUAUGUAGGCAGCAUGCCGGGACGCAUCAUCAAUGGUUUAAAGACAGCGGGGGUCAAUAAUCCAGUCUUCCUUCUGGAUGAAGUGGACAAACUGGGCAAGAGCCUGCAAGGAGAUCCUGCAGCUGCGCUGCUGGAGGUGCUGGACCCGGAGCAGAACCACAGCUUCACAGACCAUUAUCUCAACGUGGCAUUUGAUCUCUCUCAAGUGCUCUUUAUUGCCACCGCCAACACUACAGCAUCCAUUCCCCCCGCCCUGCUGGACAGGAUGGAAGUGCUGCAGGUGCCUGGCUACACCCAGGAGAAGGUGGAGAUAGCUCACAGGCACCUGAUCCCAAACCAACUGGAGCAGCACGGAUUGACAGCUGAGCAAUUGCAUUUACCAGCGGACACAACCAAGGAGAUUAUAAGCAGGUACACACGUGAGGCGGGCGUGCGCUCCCUGGAGAGGAAGAUCGGAGCAAUCUGUCGUGCUGUGGCUGUUAAGAUCGCUGAAGGCCAAAGAGAUUCCAAAGGAGAGGAACUGUCCCCUGAGAGUCAAACACAGCAGGCAGAUCAGGCAGCGCCUCCAGAGAUGCCCAUCGUGAUCGACCACGUGGCCCUCAAAGACAUCCUGGGAGCUCCCAUCUUCGACAUGGAGGUGUCGGAGCGGCUCACCCUACCAGGUGUGGCUGUGGGCCUCGCCUGGACCCCUCUUGGCGGGGAGAUCAUGUUCGUGGAGGCCAGUCGAACGGAGGGUGAGGGUCAGCUGACACUCACGGGUCAGCUGGGAGAUGUCAUGAAAGAAUCUGCACAUCUGUCCAUCAGCUGGCUCAGAGCCAACGCUAAAACCUACCAGCUGACAAACAUGGUGGGGGGUACGGACCCUCUUGAAGGCACAGACAUCCAUCUCCACUUCCCUGCUGGUGCUGUCACCAAGGAUGGACCCUCUGCUGGCGUUACUAUAGUAACCUGCCUGGCCUCUCUGUUUUGUGGUCGACUGGUGCGGUCAGAUGUCGCUAUGACCGGAGAAAUCACACUCAGGGGACUGGUGCUUCCGGUGGGCGGGAUUAAAGACAAAGUCCUGGCGGCCCACAGGGCGGGCGUGAAGCGAGUCAUUCUCCCCAAACGCAACGAGAAGGAUCUAGACGAGCUGCCGGCAAACGUGCGGGCCGAUCUCGACUUUGUCACCGCUGCCAACCUGGACCAGGUUCUGAACGCCGCCUUCGACGGAGGCUUCCCAGGGGUGACCAGCCCGCACACGCUGACUCAGCUCAGUAGCAAGCUGUAACACAGCCACUAAUGAAUGACUUAGUCGAUUAGCCGAAUACUGCAAUGCCACACAGCAUAGCAAGUAUUUUAUAACUCUAAAUCUGACAAGAAUAAAUGCAGGACACGCAGAUGAAUAUCAAAGAUGGACCAAAGCGAAGAUUGUAUGUUUUUCUUUCACAUUGCAGAACUUGGUUGGAACAAAAUGAAGCGUUCAUUUCGAUCUAUGACGGAAAUUAAAGAUGUUUUCUUCAAGUG
Molecule: messenger RNA, 2843 nt
Organism: Nerophis lumbriciformis (worm pipefish)
Lineage: Eukaryota; Metazoa; Chordata; Actinopteri; Syngnathiformes; Syngnathidae
Gene: lonp2
Product: lon peptidase 2, peroxisomal
Biological process (GO): protein quality control for misfolded or incompletely synthesized proteins; protein catabolic process
Molecular function (GO): ATP hydrolysis activity; ATP-dependent peptidase activity; serine-type endopeptidase activity
Source: RefSeq, a predicted model, not a curated record